CCCAGUGACUCAUGAGAAACUUGUGAUCCAUGAAUACCCAGAACCCCCGGGAAGACGAGUAAAUGAUGGAGAACGAAAGUGAGCAGAGUGACCUGCCUCUCCCCCAGCUUUCAUGCCCAGCAGGCCCCGUGUCCCUGCCUGGCACCUCCCCGUCCUGGCAGAGCCGUGGACACGCCUGGGCACCCCCUUCAGAGGCAGGCUGACCCCGGGAGAGGCUUUUUCCUGCCCGUCUGCACACUGUGGGAAGUUCAGCGUAAGGAUUCAGAAAGUCUGGAGGUCCUCUGGGCGGAGGUGACGCCCCGGGCACGGGGUCCCGCCACAGGGGCCUGUGCGGGAGCGGAGCCACGGCCCGCACACCCAGCCCUGCCUCUACACAGAUGUCAGGUCUACACAGAGGACAGACACUCGAGGAGCAAGAAGGCCCGGAUGGUUCGUCAGAGGAAAGCAGGAAUGGGAAGACACGAGAACGUUCCAGACUCGGCCCAAAGCAAGUCAUCAGACAGUGUGUGUGUGUGUGUGUGUGUAUCUAUGUGUUUCUGUGUGUGUGUCUGUGUCUGGGUGUAUGUCUGUGUGUGUCUAUGUCUCUGUGUGUGUGUCUCUGUGUGUGUCUGUGUCUCUCUGUGUCUCUCUGUGUGUCUGUGUGUGUCUGUGUGUGUCUGUGUGUAUGUCUGUGUGUCACUGUGUGUGUGUCUGUGUAUGUCUAUGUCUGUGUCUGUGUGUGUGUCUGUAUAUGUCUGUGUGUCUCUCUCUGUGUCUGUGUGCCUGUGUGUGCCUGUGUGUAUGUCUGUGCAUGUCUGUGUGUCUGUGUGUCUGCGUGUGUCUGUGUCUCUAUAUGUCUCUGUGUGUCUGUGUGUGUGUGUGUGUGUGCACAGAUAAAUCGACCAAUGGUGUGGAAGACGCUGCAAAUAGACCCACCAGCUCCAGUCAACUGUUUUUUUUUGACAAAGAGAAUCCCAGCGGAGACGCCUCUAUCAAGGCAGCGAGAAUUAACCGCAGGUCUGGAACAUGGGAAUCCCACCUUUGCGGACCCCCCGGCACGGUCACAUCUGAAUCCACCGCAGGAGAAACGCCCAGGGAGGCAGCCCGCGAGGAUGGGGGCUGGGUCGACGGCAGCGUGCGUGGACGAGAACGCGUGCCCGAGGAUCCAUCGAGAGGCCCCAGCAGGGGCCUGUGGCUGGGAGCAGGGGCGACGGGGUCCCAAGACCCCUCACUCACGGUGCAGAAGGAAACCGAGGAGCCAGAGAGACCGCCCGCCCCCCGUCACUCAGGAGACUCCCCGGCUCAGCCAGGCCAGGUGAGUCCGUGCCAUGUCGCGGCACUUUGACCUCCCCGCCCUCCUCGGGCCCCUGCUCCACCGCAGCCGCGUCCACUGCUCAAAUGCCUCCAAGUGUGGAGCACCAGGAAGAGAACCAAAAAAUGAGACGGGGCAGGAGUGGGCCGGCGACGCCUCACCGAGCGUGGAUGGUCGCCAGGGCUGCGUCCUGGGGCAGCAUGCCCCCCCACACACACCCCCGCCUGCCCGCUGACCUGGCCAGGGCAAGCUUGCAGAGACAGGCAAGGGACACAGCACUGGGGCAGGAGCGCCGGUCCAGCUGGGACGCUGCCUGCCGUGACACGCCUGACCUGGAUUCCACUUGCCCCACACAGGGGUCCCCUCCCCCCCCAGGCGCCUGACCUGGUGCAUUCCGAGGGGGGCGUGUCUUUCCCGUGGGCACACCCCCCUUGGAUUUCUCCCCCGGGGGACAGAUUCCAGCCCCAGCUCAGGAGGGAGCCUCAGGGCCAGCCUGCGGCUGUGGACCCCCGUCCCGAGCUCCUCCGGCCGCAGGGCAGAGCCUCGGACCCCUGCAAGGAGCGCGUGCGUGGGUGGGCAGACGCGUGUCCAUGGACGGGCCCACGCGCAGACACGCCUGCGUGGUUCCUGCUUCGCGGAGUCCUGGGCCCUCCCCUGCCCCUGCAGCCCCCCUGCCCGGCAUGGGGGCGCGUCUGUCCCCCUCGGCCUCCCUGCAGCGGCCCCGAGGUCCAGCCCCGGCCUGGGGUCCGCCCGGACUUGUCCAUGGGCAGGAAGGCCAGGGCGCCCCGAGCAGCUGCGGGUCCGUCCCUGGAGAGCGCGCGGGGCCAGCGCGCGCACCGGGCUGUGGGGUGCCGGGGGGACAGUGGGCAGAGGGGGGCCCACGCCAGGCACAGAGCCCCCCUCACCCCGCCCCGGGCGCCCCCUGCGGCCUCAGCUUGAGAGGAGGGCCGGGGCUGGGCUGGUCCACUGCCUGGUCUCCGGACUUGCACGGCAGGUGGUGGUGCCACUCUGAGCCUCAGGUUCUGGUGGGACACAAAACCAGCCAGUAACAACGGCGGGAAAUCAAGCCAGCCAAUCACAACCACAGGGCAUCCAAGACAGCCAAUCACAACCACAGUCAAUCCAAGCCAGCCAAUCACAACCACAGGGCAUCCAAGCCAGCCAAUGAUAACCACAGUCAAUCCAAACCAGCCAAUCACAACCACAGUCAAGCCAAACCAGCUGAUCACAACCACAGAUAAUCUAAAACAACCAAUCACAACCACAGUCAAUCCAAGCCAGCCAAUGACGGCCACGGAUAAUCCAAAACAGCCAAUCACAACACAGAUAAUACAAGCUAGCCAAUGACAACCACAGGCAAUCUAAACUAGCCAAUCACAACACGGGCAACCCAGGCCAGCCAAUCAGAAGGACUCUCUGGCAGGGCUGUUAGGAUGCUGACCUGAGCGCUUCCUGUUACCUAGCAACAGAGCCCAGAGCUGGUCCAUCCCUCCACCCUGCCUCACUGAGACCACAGGGCAUGAUGGGACACACCAGCUUCAGCCAGCAGUGUCUAGGCAGGGUCUGCAUGUGUGGUUGGAGCAGCUGAACAGCCCCAGGACCCCCUUCCUGGCUCUUUCCCAGACCCUGUGGGGUUUAGACACCCCAUACCUUGGGGCUCUGCUCUGCGCCCACGGGAUUUCCAAGCUUGGAGUAUACCCACUCCAGGACCCCCAGGUACCCUCUGGUCAAGGUGCUCAGCCUGAAGCGCCUUCUUCAAAACCCUCCCUGGCCAUCAGUGAACUUUCACGCCAGGGCCAAUUUAGCAAGACACCCGCUAAGUAAUUUUCUCCAGAAUCUGCGCCUUCUGUAGCUGCUCCAGUUCCUCGGCCGCUGUCUGCCGGUGACCCAGACCGCCUGGCACCCUAGCGGGCACAGAGGUGGGGCAUGGGCGCUUUCACAGGGCAGGAAGAACAGUGAUGAGAACAGCCAGGAUUGACCGGGCAGAGGAGGCUGAGUCUUGAGGGUCGUUCCUGAAGCCACGGGGCCAUUGUGGGUGUCCCCGAGGCAUGGGGGUGCAGAGUGCAUGCUGUAUGUAUGCUGUGGCAUGUACUAUGUUCACACAUCACACUGAGGCACACACCACACAGCCCAGUGUGCCACUAUGUAACAAUCUGCUCAGGUACUCGUGAAGGUGAGUGAGUUGUUACAUAGUGGCACACUGGGCUGUGUAAUGUGUGAGUGAGCAUGGCUGUACACUG
This is a messenger RNA of Sorex araneus (European shrew), 3531 nucleotides long. RefSeq lists its product as uncharacterized. The coding region runs from base 378 to 1298 and encodes 306 amino acids. The transcript has 3 exons. The record is from RefSeq and is a predicted model, not a curated record. NCBI's taxonomy places the organism in Eukaryota, Metazoa, Chordata, Mammalia, Eulipotyphla, Soricidae.